AUGCCUUCAGUCAUCUUAUCCCAAUUUACAGCACCUCUUUCUAGCGCCAUAACACUUCGAACUUGGUGCACUUGUCUACACCGCCCACUACAGCAGACGUCUUAUCCACCACCAUCAUGCCGUCCUUCGAUGCCUGUCUCCAAGUUUCCAGCCUCUGGCACUCCAUAUAUUGAGAAGCUCGCUAAGGUGGUCGUGGUUGUAAUGGAGUUCCUAGAGCUUCGUAUGCCACAAAGAGGAAAGAACAAGAAGGAUAUCAAAGAGCUCUGCGAGGGCAUCGCAAACACGGUCGUUGUUAUCAACACCAUGUUGAAGAGCUCAGCCCAAAACUUGAAGAGAAAAACCGAGGGCAAGCACAGUGGUAUUGAGGGAUUCUUCAAUACCAAGGAGUCCCGAGACGCUAUUCAGGAUUAUAGAAUUCGCGUGGACAACUUGAAGACCAACUUUUUGGGACUCUCUUGCGUUAUGCUUUCUGGGCGGAGAUAUUCUGACAAUGAUAUUCUGCAGAUCCACGUAAUGGGAAACUGUCUGUUGGUGCUCGUCGAGCUUCGGCACACCCAGCGAGAUCUGAUGCAUCCUAUGGCUAAAGUCCGGAUCAUAGAGGACGCAGCACCGAACGAUUCGUGA
Desarmillaria tabescens is the source of this 624-nucleotide messenger RNA. RefSeq lists its product as uncharacterized. The coding region runs from base 1 to 624 and encodes 207 amino acids. The transcript is spliced from 3 exons. NCBI's taxonomy places the organism in Eukaryota, Fungi, Basidiomycota, Agaricomycetes, Agaricales, Physalacriaceae. The record is from RefSeq and is a predicted model, not a curated record.